AUGCAAGUGUGCGAAACCGGUAAUGCCGGCGCUGUCAUUUGCGUGCAUCUGCUGCCAGAUGACGUCUACCGAAUCGAUGUGGACCGAUCUAUUCCCAGCCUGAUACGAUGCCGGCAAGCUGUCCUCCGAGAGCUGGACUUCUCACAAGAUGUAUGGAAGAACCAGCGGCCAGGUCAAGAGACAAGUCCGACUUCACUUUCGGAGCUUGGUCAGGACGGUGCGAGAGAGGAUAUGUCACUGCUGCAAGUCUUCAACCGUAUCCCACCACCGGAUCCCAAUGUGAGCCUGGUUGACGAGGCUCAUGUGCAAGACGCAAUGUACAACCUGCUGGACAGCUCAGUCUGGGGUUUAAAAACGACGCUCUACCCCUACCAACGGAGGUCUGCUGCCCUCAUGCUGCAAAAGGAGGCGUCACCGGAAAAGGUCCUGGACCCUCGCCUGGUGUCUAUGGCUAGAGAUGACGGCUCUCCCUGGUACAUUGAUCCUGUGGCUGGCACGGUACUAUCGGAACCGCGCGUUUACGACGGAGUCCGCGGCGGUAUCUUGGCCGAAGAAAUGGGCUCGGGCAAGACCCUCAUCUGCUUGUCUCUGAUCUUGGCCAGCAAGGACCUACCUACCGAAGCCCCAGAUUUGUACCAAGGCGGUCGCCCACCCGUGCGUCAUCGAGUGGCAUCUCUUGCCGACAUGGCGGCUUCCUGCGCCACCAGACACGCUGCUCCUUGGAAGCCCUUCUUCCAGGUCUCGAAAGAUUUGGACUAUGCGCAUUGCAUCGCCGCUCUUCAGCGCAACCCCGGUUACUACUUGCGGCCUCUGCCGGACGUGCGACGCGGAGCCCGCCGAGCCAGCGAAUUUUGCCAGAAGCCAAAGACGAUAUACCUCAGCUCGGCAACCGUUAUUGUUGUCCCGAGCAACCUGCUCCUUCAAUGGAGACAGGAGAUUGCGAAGCACACGGAUGGGCUCAAGGUACUGGUGUUGGCAGCCGGGGAUGCUCCAGUGCCCAGGCCCAGGGAGCUCCUUGACUACGACAUUCUGCUUUUUUCCCAAAGCAAGUUCGAGAAGAUUGUCAAGACACAGGGCGGCAUCGAUGAGUCGCUUUCUUCUGUGCACUUCAAGCGCUGCAUCGUGGACGAGGGCCACAAGCUUGGAAAUUCCAGGAUUGGGCACAGGAGUAACCUGCUGACCGGACUCGACUUAAUGCACUUUUCGUCACGUUGGAUCGUAACGGGUACUCCGUCCCACGGCCUGUUUGGCGUCGAUGAGUCUCGCCAAACCACAGAUCACGCCCAUAUCGGCGAUGAAUUGCCACAGACAAACGGGGCAGGGAACCGAUCAGCCGCGGAGAUGGAAAAGAAAGACCUGCAGAGACUGGGAUCAAUCUCCUCUCUUUACCUCAAAGCACGACCGUGGGCCAACACCUUCCAGGAAGUGGAAGAUACACCAGCGGACUGGGACACGUAUUUGUUGCUUCCAAAGCACAAUCCUCGCAGCUACGGGCGCUGGGACUGCCUCAAAUCAACACUAAACUCUCUCAUCAUACGCCACCAGAUCGGAGAAAUGGAAGACAUGCUGCCGCCCGUUGACGAGAGAAUUGUCGUCCUCGACGGCUCCUACCAGGACAAACUGUCAUUAAACAUCUUUUCUAUGAUGAUCAUCUUCAACUCCGUGCAGUCGCAAAGGACAGACAUGGACUACUUUUUCCAUCCCCGACAGCGCAAGAGCCUGCUUCAGAUAGUCCACAACCUCAAGCAAACAAGCUUCUUUGGCGGGUCGUUCUUCGCGUCGGAUGAAAUUGCCAAGGCCGUGCAAACAGCCGAAGAGUUCCUGCGGGAGCAGAAGGUGCCAGUGAGCCCCGAGGACGAGUCCUUACUCCGCGAGGCUAUCGAUUUGGGCCAUGUCGCCGUCAAGAACAAGCUGAGAGGGCUCAGCAAUCAGUUCCAUGAAAUGCCCGUGUGCGUCCGGGAUUUUCCUGCAAAGGCGGGUCAGGCAUGGUCGCUGGAUGGCAAAGACGAUGGCACCGUGUGCACUUCGUCUAGCCUGCUUCAGUCACUUCAAAAGCUGCUGUACGAUUCCAUCACUGAGCCACAGAAGCUCAACUCUCUCCUCAACGGCGGCCUGCUCCAGGAAGGGAAACAGGAAAGGGACAAGAUCCUCGCCUCUCAAUCGUCUGACACGGAGCGAAGCGGCAAGGAGAAAAAGAAGAAAAGCUCCGAGACGCUUGCGGGUAACACGAAACUGGGCGAUGACAGUCCGCGCAAGUCGCGUCCACGCGGUGUUGCGACGAAGCCACAGGACGACAUCGAUGUAGAUGACAUGCCUACAGCCCUGCGGUCAACCACAAUUACGUCCACAGUCUCGGCGAAGCUUUCGUACUUGAUCGACUCUAUCACGAAGCAUCAGGAGCGAGAGAAGAUGAUCAUCUUCUACGAGAACGACAACGUUGCCUGGUAUCUGGCAAACAUGCUUGACGUGCUGCAAAUUCAGCACUUGAUCUAUGCAAAAGGAAUAACCACAGAGAGGCGAGCCCAAUACGUGGACACUUUCCACCACAACCCACGCUUCAGAGUACUUCUCAUGGACCUAUCGCAGGCGGCGUUUGGGCUGGACAUGCGCGAAGCAUCGAGAAUCUACUUCAUCAACCCCGUCCUCAACCCGCAGGUGGAGGCACAAGCCAUUGGCCGUGUUCGCCGAAUCAGCCAGCAGAAGCCGGUGUCGGUGGAAACGCUCGUGUUGAAGAACAGCAUCGACGAAGUCAUCUUGGAGAGGAAGAGGCACAUGACACAGGCCGAACACCGCCAAGUCAAGUCGAUCCUGGACGUUCAAAACAUCUACAACUGGAUCAAGAACGCCAGGGUCACGCGCUUGGAUGACACCGACGGCAGUAACGAGUCCCAGAUGGCGCCACUUCGGUCCCGACAGCACGUCUUCGGCCGAGGAUUCGGCAGGUCGGUCCAUCCUGACGAUGGCUUGGUGGCGGUAGAGAGCCCGACGCGGGGGACCAAUGGCCGAGAUGGGCCGUGGAGCUCUGUGGCGAUUGUCGGGACCAAGAGGGCUCAUGAUGUUGGACCUGGAGGGGAUGUCGCGAUCGGAACAGACGAGAAAUUGGCUCUCGUAUCGCGACCAGCGAGACGCGUCCGUUUUGCUGCUGGUUCUGAUGACGAGGAAUGA
Molecule: messenger RNA, 3165 nt
Organism: Purpureocillium lilacinum
Lineage: Eukaryota; Fungi; Ascomycota; Sordariomycetes; Hypocreales; Ophiocordycipitaceae
Biological process (GO): DNA repair
Cellular component (GO): nucleus
Molecular function (GO): ATP binding; ATP-dependent chromatin remodeler activity
Source: RefSeq, a predicted model, not a curated record